AUGUGAUUAUUUGGCAGCUUCAAACAGCAACAGACAUGUACAUUAAAAGCUCAGGUCUCUUCAACAGGUCAUUUACUGGAGAGAGUAAGCUGGGAAACAAUUUUAGUUCUAUCUGGUUAUUAUUGUGCUAAAACACUGUAAAAUGUGAUGAUAUGGAUGAUGUCAGCUCUGUCAUUUAUGUUCAGUAUUUCUGAGUUUGCUUUUAUUUCUUUGUAGAUUUUUCAUAAAUAUUUACAACACAAACAAUAAAAAAUGACCGUCACUCCAACCAAUACAUUGCUUCAUGCUUUUUCAUGAUUACAGAGGUACAGCUGUCAUAAUGCCAACUUGAUCAUUUGUUUCACAACAGCCAACUUUUAGGUAAAAGGCUAUAGUCUUCAACUCUUUUGAUGGCUUGUACAGACAUAUGAUCACAGAUGGUUUAUUUAUAGCUCCAGUGCAUUAUUUAGAAGCUCACGAGUCUUAGGAUGUUGCUUUAUCUGUUAGUUAAAACAUUUAUUUUUACAAUAUUUGAAUUAUUUGAGCCUAUAUUAGUUGGAUUUUCUGCAUAUAAAAACUUCCAUGUUGUCAUGCAUAUUAUUAAUGUGGCCACCUUUGAACACCCCUUGGCCCCCCCCCACCAGUGAACAAUUCCUAGAACCGCCACUGCUAACCAGCCUGAACAAUAGCAAAACAAUGACAUGCAAACCAAUGGGAAACAAGGGGCAAUAAAACAGGAUGAGACACAGGAAUAAUCAGAUCAGCUCCAAGACUCAGAUUGUGAAAUUAUUUCAAAUAACUCCAAUAAUCCAACUUUAACUCGUGGCUGAUUUACUAUCAGCCAGGGGAAAGCAGAGAUUAACAUUAAAAACACUGAAAACACCAACAUUCAAUAAAGUUUGCAUAGAAGUAUUCAGCUUAAUGGUCGGUCGCAUACAGUUCACAGCACAUUGAUUUAAAACAGUGACGAUCUUGGAUCGUUCUUCUUCUAACCUACUUUAUCCUGCCCAGACUAUUAGAAAAAUAACAAAAGAGACGAGUUUACUUGAUUGACUCUUCUCCCGUUCAGGAACGAGGUUACGAGAAUUCACGCCUCCAUGAAGGACUCAGAAAGUUGUCGUCUUUUCCUCCUUCAGGAAAAAUUAAGAUGAACUGCGAUUCAGAAAAACAAGGAGGCAGGGUCCUCGGAAAAUCCUUAGUUGGAUGAGAAAGGAAAAAGUUAACUUGUUCUGCAAUUUCCAUUCAGGCCCCUUUACUCUGAUUCCCCUAAAUUAAAUCCAGUGAAACCAGUUGUCUCCAGAAGUCUCAAAUAUCAAGUCCACCUGUGAUUUAAUCUGAGGAUGAAUGUUGAGAAGUUUGGUGACAAAAUAAUGUCAUUAAUUCAGUUUUCAAUAUAUUUUCUUUGUAAUGAAGAUCAGUUUGUUAUUCAGACACUAUUGAUGAUGCAUUUCAGAACCUCAUCUCAGGUUCUGAUCUGUGUUUGUGGGUCAGGCGAGCUCGCAGACAGGAUGUGAAGCAUGGAGACCCCUGGAGUCAGUGUCCAGUCACAGAGGAAGAUCCAGACUCUGUGGAGGUGAAGGUGGUGUAUGGUGUUGAAGGAAACUCCACGUUCCUGGAGUGCGUUCCUCGGUCGCUGCAGGCUGAGCUCAGCUGGACGGUGCAGCUGUCAGAGAGUCAGCAGAAAACUGUCAGACAGCUCCCUCUCAAUGAUGAGGUCCGCUUCCUCCGCAUGAAGAGAGGGUUGCUGGUUCAACACCUGGAGCUGGCUGACUCAGGCCUCUACACCUGCAGCAGUCAGGAGCACUCCUACAGCCAGGUCCUGGGCCGGUACCGAGUUCAUAUCAUCCCCAACCACAGCCUGCAUGUGGCCCGCUACCUGCUGAACCUCAGUCCCAACGACCCGGACCUCCUGAGCCUGGUGAGGACCGGUCCAACUGGAGGAGUCGCUGCUGGGUUUCUUGGUCAGUCUGAGGACACCUCUCUGCUGGGACACAGGAACUCAUGGCUGCCUCCUCUGAGGAGCUACAAAGACCUGGAGAUGGUGGGAACCAACAGUCUGAGCGUGGACGAGUACUGCGAGCACCUGUGGUACCGGGAGAAACGCAGGCAGCAGAAACUUCGCACUCUGAAGCUGAGACAGGAGAGCCGGAAAGCUCGGGUCAGGAGGAACAACCCCCCUGAGAUCCCCCUUUAGUCCUCCGAAGGACUCAGGGACUUUUUAAGGACAACAGAACCUGCAUAUCCAGGUGGGACAGACGGGUCGCAUGGAGACAGGAAGUACUGUAACAUCAGCUGCUUCACAGUAUUAUUCAGCCUUAAAAUAUUAAAAAGGGAAGUGAUGCAUCA
Molecule: messenger RNA, 2325 nt
Organism: Girardinichthys multiradiatus
Lineage: Eukaryota; Metazoa; Chordata; Actinopteri; Cyprinodontiformes; Goodeidae
Product: semaphorin-3D-like
Exons: 3
Coding region: 1709-2173 (154 amino acids)
Source: RefSeq, a predicted model, not a curated record